Messenger RNA from Patella vulgata (common limpet), 2843 nucleotides. RefSeq lists its product as uncharacterized. The record is from RefSeq and is a predicted model, not a curated record. The transcript has 2 exons. Lineage: Eukaryota; Metazoa; Mollusca; Gastropoda; Patellidae. The coding region runs from base 257 to 1408 and encodes 383 amino acids.
GGAGCUUUUGUUUGGAUUCGCUCUUUAUAAGUAAGUGAGGUAUAGGAUCUUACAUUGAACCACACUGAGAUGUUAAUUUAAGGCUUUUGUAUGGAGGCUACCUAUCGCCAGUGUUUACAACAGAGAUACUUUAUGGUCAGAUCAUAACAAGUAAAAUAUAUGUAGCAGAACUGUGAUGUGAAAUUCAUUAACAGAAAACUGAAUAUCGUGCUGAGAUUUUUUUAUAGUUUUAAAUAAGUAUAACAGAUUAUUGGAAAUGAGUAGCAGAGUUAGAACAAAUUCUCAAGGAAAACGAUCAUUAAAUGGAUGGGACAGUGCUCGUGGUGAUAGCUCUACCGUCCAAUGGAGUUCACAAUCAUAUUCUUUAAAAGACAUCCCACAGCAGUUCAAUCUACCACAAGUAGUACGUUGUAAUCCACAGAUUUUAUUAACAAAACGUCAACAACCAUUGCCAGUAAAUCUAGGACAACCUAUUUUGUUCUACAAAACCCGUACGAUCAGAAAACUACUUGCAAGAAAUGUUCUGUUUGACACCAGGGUUGAAAGAUUUGGAGAAACAGAUGAAACCGUCGUCAUACCAGAGGAUUACGAAGGAAACUUUUUAAGGUUAAAAAGUAGAACAGCUAGAGACAAAGAUGUUCACAAGAGUAUCGAGUCGUUAGUAUCCAACAAGGUUCCCGCAUUCAUCAAUCUCUCUCGAAUCUCUGCAUUCCAGAUUGGUAAAGAUCAGGGCAGCAACCAAUACCCACGUCUUAAUUAUUCAGCUGGGAACGUGUUUAUCAUUGACCGAAUAUUCAAAGGAUCCACUACACGAGCAGAUGCAAGUGCGAUUGAAGAAGUGAGACCAUCUAGGCAAGAACUACAUUAUCUGAAAUGUCGUGAUGAACGAGACAUUGAUGUUUUAAUUCCAAUGAGCCACCCUGGGGAAUUUAUGGAAGUUUUGCCCAAUCCUAAUGGAAAAGUCAAAUUAUCUAUGCAAAGCUCUGAUAUCAUAGCCACACAGAAAUUCCCCACGUUGAUACGUUAUGUGUAUGGCGGAACAAGACCCCGACUAACAUCUUACUCUGGCCUCUUUACAGCUCUUGAUUCGUUCGAUGAAACAAGUUUAGUUGGCUGUGUUCUUAGUUCUUCCGGCUUUACAUUAAUAGAAAUGCCUAUUUCCUCACCAUUGGCCUUUCAGAUAGCGCUAAACAACAAUAUUUUCAAUGCUUCUGUUAUAAAACAGGCUGUAAAGCUAUGUCACCAAAAGUGUGCAUACUUCGCUGCAGAUAUGAAGUUCAAAUUUAAAUUUGCCCUUAGAAUUAUGGAAAACAGCCCAGAAAGCCUUUGUGUCAACGAUGAAGAUGACCCCCCUAGUGUAACUAAUAGUGCUAGAUUUGGCAUUUCUCAUACAUAUAUUUAUUUAUAAGAUUUGCUACUAAUUUUCUCUAACUAUUAAUAAUUUAUGGCUAUGAACAUACCCCCACUACAUCUAUUCACGUGACCUGUAAACCAUUUACAGUAGAAUCUGUAUGAGCAGCCACUCCUAUUCAGCGACAUCUCCUUGUAAGCGGUCACGAUAAAUUCCCCCCGUAAAAAUUCUAUUGUUUCAUCUCUUUAUUCAAUGGUCACUCCUCUCACGCGGCCAGCGGUCACUAUUUUACUAAUAACUUCAACAAAACAUCGCCCAUUCAACGGCCAUUGUUGAAUGAUACCAUCUUGUUGUUCUUUGUAACAGCCCCGCUAAUCCUGUGAGUAGUAGUUAAUUAACUGGACCCCCAUUGAUCAGGUAAAAAGAAAUGUAAAAAUUACAAUCAACCCGGGAUUAUCUGUUAAUUAAUCUUUUGUUUUAUUAAACGACUACUUGAUCAUUGUUUUCACGAGUAACGACACAUUAUUUGAUACUGAUUGAAUAAAAUAAAAGUACAGAGUUUUGUCACGAUCAUCUAGUAUCUCUUUUCCAUUGCCACAUUGUUGUUAAACAGACGUUUUAGCACUCCUAUAAUAUUACAUACAGAGUUACACCCCCUGUAAAUAGGUGAUAAAAUCAGCGAUGGUUUUUUGUUCAUGUGCUGUUUUGAUCAAAUAAAAUUAAUUCAUCGAUUUUCUUCACAAAAAUGGAUAAAUAUUAUCAAAUACAUCACAAUGGUAGACAGUAGUAUCAAAGGUUGGUACAAAAUGACAAGUUUACAGAAGUUAUGUAAGAGACUUGAGUAAAGAAUUUUCGUUCGGCGCAAGAUUCAACUACGGUCAAAUUUACCGAUGCAAGUAUUGAUGUUCGUUUCCAAUGCAUCUAAGCGUAAUAUUUAAUUUAUGUCAGCACAAAAAGCACCAAGAUUUUAUUAAGAGGCCACUCCCGUUAAGCGGUCAGUCGUGAGAAUUCCCUUGGGUGGCUGCUUAAUGCAGAUUCUACUGUACACAUUAUAAAUAUAUUAUUCUAUAAAAAAAAUGUAUGUCAUAUAAUAUAGUAUAUAGCGCUUUCAGGGCUGGAUUAAUCAUUAAGCAAACUAAACACAUGCUUAGGGCAUCAUGGGACGGGGGGCGAGGGGCGGGGAGGGACCACAGAAUUCUACUUUGUUAGAUGACAAAUAUAAAAUAUUUAAUUUAAAAAUUAAUUAAGAACUUUUAAUUAAAUUUCCAUUGUUUUUUAUCUUUUCUUACAGUCACCUGCUUUAUCUCAAUUAAUAAUGACGUGUAUAAACCUCAUUUUAACAAAUGCAAAUUUAUUUUGGUUAUAAUGGUUUAUAUAUGGGGGCACCGAAAUCUUUCAAGUGCCUAGGGCCGCUAUGGGUCUUAAUCCGACCUUGGCCGCUUUAUGUAUAAAUCCUGUCAGUGAUUAUGUGCUUGUAUCAAAGCUUAAGCCA